GUGGUCAUUGGGUUGAUCUGAGAAUGCGAGCUAAGCAUCAAAAAGAGUUAGAAGAAUUUCUGUUUAUUACCUCAAAACCUAAAGAAGUUGUUCGAGAUAAAAGCAAAUCUGUCAGAAGUUUACUAAAAGAAUCAAAGUAUAGUAAUAAAUCGGUUAAACCAAAUUUAUCUGGUAAUGAUAACAGCCUUUUCGAAGAUGAUAUAGUAGCAGAUCUAAAUGAAACAGAGUUAGAGUAA
Racocetra persica is the source of this 236-nucleotide messenger RNA. The record is from the annotation of a GenBank genome assembly. NCBI's taxonomy places the organism in Eukaryota, Fungi, Glomeromycota, Glomeromycetes, Diversisporales, Gigasporaceae.